AUGAUUGUGGACAAAACCGAGACCAUGAAAUCAAAGCAGUACUUAAAGGGUCUAUCACCGCUCCACGUGGCCUGCCUGUACGGUCAGCUGCCAACUAUUCGGCAGCUGGUUGUGUCCCAUCUGUGCUCCGUCAACAGUAGGGGCACCCAGGGUCGCCGUCCUAUUCACGUGGUCCUGUCCUCCCGGAGCUCACCCAACACCUCCACUUGUCUCCGAUACCUGCUGGAGCAUGGGGCCGACGUCAACAUCACCACAGACGCAGGGCAGACCCCUCUGCACCUGGCUGCCUCUGAGGGCCUCUUGGACUCCACAGAGAUCCUCGUACAGGCCGGGGCAGACGUUUUGGCUCAGGACUGUGUGGGGCAUACACCUCUGGACUUGGCCCGAAUCUGGUGCCACAGGAAAGUAGCGAGGUAUCUGAAAAACUGCAUGUGGCAGGCAAAUAAGGCGAAGGAAAUGGAGGACAGGAAGCUUGUUCAGUCUCUGUAUGGUGACCUUGUGGAUAUGUGCAAACUAAACACAUUCAAUAAAAAGCCACUUAUAGAUGAGAAAAUGGCAGAGUGGGCAAACAAAAAACACUUGCCCCUGCUAAAGGAUUUCUCCCCGAGAGCCUUGGUGAGUCAGUACCACACCCAGUGCCUCUCAUCAGAUCAGGACAGCUCAAAUUUAAAACAUGCCAAGGGUCUGUUUAAGCUCCAGGCAGGACACCCUCAGGAAGACAACAGCACCUCCACCAAACCACCUCUGGCCUCAGCCUUCAGGCCAUGGACCAUCUACACCGGCCUCCAGCUAGAGAAACCCACAAGAGAGCCAGACCUCCGAGGUCGUGUCACAGUGUGGAAGGACAGCAGCAGCAGGCAGCCUCUGUACACCACCGAGUGGGACAGCAUGCCUCGCUUCACUCCCGACCUGCCUCUGGAUGCCCUUGAGAGGGUGUUGUUCCCCAGAGCCUUCCCUGCCAGGAUCGCCUCCCCUCGGCACUUUGAGUCUCAGGAUAUUCUGGAGAUUCAGCACAGAGGAUGCCCCCAGGGGAAGAGCACGUCUCCCUGGACAGAGGUGGCCAUGCACCUGGCUGAGGUGCUGGAGCCUGGACACUACUGA
Messenger RNA from Scomber japonicus (chub mackerel), 1101 nucleotides. RefSeq names its product ankyrin repeat domain 53 (gene ankrd53). Gene Ontology annotation, biological process: regulation of mitotic spindle organization; mitotic metaphase chromosome alignment; positive regulation of microtubule polymerization. Lineage: Eukaryota; Metazoa; Chordata; Actinopteri; Scombriformes; Scombridae. The record is from RefSeq and is a predicted model, not a curated record. Gene Ontology annotation, molecular function: protein binding. The transcript is spliced from 5 exons. Bases 1 to 1101 code for a protein of 366 amino acids. Gene Ontology annotation, cellular component: spindle pole.